This is a messenger RNA of Haliaeetus leucocephalus (bald eagle), 315 nucleotides long. It is a transcript of the gene BGLAP, whose product is annotated as bone gamma-carboxyglutamate (gla) protein. The transcript has 4 exons. Gene Ontology annotation, molecular function: hydroxyapatite binding; structural constituent of bone; calcium ion binding. NCBI's taxonomy places the organism in Eukaryota, Metazoa, Chordata, Aves, Accipitriformes, Accipitridae. Bases 13 to 315 code for a protein of 100 amino acids. Gene Ontology annotation, cellular component: extracellular region. Gene Ontology annotation, biological process: bone development; regulation of cellular response to insulin stimulus; regulation of bone mineralization. The record is from RefSeq and is a predicted model, not a curated record.
CAGAGAGGCACCAUGAAGCCCCUCGUCCUGCUCACCCUCCUGGCCCUUCUCACUCUUGGCCUCUGCCGCAGAGCUGCUGACCGCUCCCUCAGCGCAGAUGACUCGCCCAGCUCUGAAGCCUUCGUCUCCAGACGCGCCAGCGCCGAGGUGGUGCGGAGACACAAGAGGAAUUACAUCUAUGACAGCGUCUAUGGUGCCGUGCGUGACCCACUGGAGGCCAAGCGUGAGGUGUGUGAGUUCAACCCUGACUGCGAUGAGCUGGCUGACCACAUCGGCUUCCAGGAAGCAUACCGGCGCUUCUACGGCCCCGUCUAG